GCACAUUGUGGACACACGCACAGGCGCUGGUAGGGACCGGCGCUCGCUUUCCAGGAGCUUCUCAGGAGCACCCAUCCCUUGCUGCCAACGGAGAGGGCCACCUUCAUCCCACCAACCUCCCCCUGCCCUGCAAGAUGGUGAAGUACGGCCUCGACUACACGCGGUGCAGAUGGAUCCUACCCCUGCUCCUGGGCAUAGGCGUCAUCUUCGGCAUCAUCGCCUUGGCGGGCAGGGGCUGGCUGGAGUCGCAGACCUUGCCCUACGUGCACCAAGCGUCGUUAUGGGAGAGCUGCACCCGGUCUGGCCCGGGUGCACCAUGGAACUGCGAGUCCCUCAUGGGUUAUGCUUGGGGAAGAGCUGCUGCUGCCACAUACCUGGUCGGCUUUUUACUUCUAGUCAUCUGCUUUGCUCUGGCCAUCAUCGCAUUUGCCAUUGACACGCUUCGGUUCAACUUCAUACGCGGGAUCGGAGGCUUGCUUUUUGUGGCUGCUGUGUUCUCCAUCAUGGGCCUGGUCAUUUAUCCAGUAAAGUUCUCCUCCGAAAUCGACAUGGUAGGAAUCAAUAUGUUCAGCUGGGCCUACGGCUUUGGCUGGACCACUGCCAUUAUGGAAAUAUGCUUGGGAUUCUUCUUCUGCUGCCUUCCUAACUACGAAGAUCAGAUCUUGGGUAAUGUGAAGCCCACAUAUUUUUACUCUUCCCCAUAAGCACCAGGAAAAAUGCAUUUGUAUUCCAGAGAUAUAUCACAGACCAACUACGUUUUCCAGAAUAUCGUCAUUGGAUGUUAGUAGAAAAGGCUGGAAACUUUUCAAAUGUGUACAGAAAAAUGGUACUGGCAUUCUGCAAUAAAGUUAUCUACUCUAUUUUGGACCUUCAUAUCUGAUGCAGGUUUAUUAGAUAAAGUCUAACCACUAAAAAAGCCCUUUGUGUAUCCACAUUCAUUCCCAUGAGGAUGGUGUAUGUGGAUUCCAUUGCAUCUUAAAUGCAUUUAUAUUUCUAACUAAAUUCAGAAAAUCUUUUUAAACUGCCAGUAAACAAAAGAACGUAUAUCAUCUUCCUGAAGGAAAGCAGCUCACAAAAAUCCCCUUUUGUAUGUAUCAUCUUACUUUAAUCUGACUAUUUUGCAUGUUCUUCAAGAAGCCAAAUGCCUUAAACGCUGACUGCCAAAGCAGCAAAUUAGUGAAGCCAACACUUCAUAGUUUUGCUUCCAUUUUUCUUUCAUUCAUCUAAGCCAUAGGGACAGGGUAAGAAAAGACAAGAGAAAGUCCCCUACCAAAGCCAGCAUCUUGUCUAUUACCCAUCCAUGUGGAAUGUAAGUAUUUGUUUCUGAAUAUUUUUAAGAGUAAGGAAAGGCCAUCAAUAGACCCUUAAAAAUCCUGGCAGCACGGAGCAGGCAAAGGCAGAGAGGAUUUCAAGCCACCCCUGCAACCUACAGACGUGGUUCAAAGUGGCUGCUGGUGGGGUUUUCUUCAUGGGUAUCUGCUUCUUUUACCUCCUGUAUCAAAAUCUAUGGCUUUAAAAAGCUCUGUCAUACUGGUCCAGCUCUUUUAUCUAGCAGAGAAGGGUCAGGAAGGACUUCAGCAGAGGUAUGGUUCCCCUUGGUGGACUCAGCACACAUCAGGACUGGAGCUGGAGCCAUAUGAACGUGGGUGUCAAACAUUUGUUAAAAGACCCUUUUUUUUCGUGGGUUUGCUGUUCGUAAGUCUUUUAAAAGUGGAAAAUGUAUACCAUGAGAUGUAACUGUAAAAUGCAUAAGUAUCUCUUACCAUCUCAUACUAAGGCUCUCAUAGAGAAAAAUCAGGUCAUAAACCACCUUCCAGUAUCUUACACUCCACAGUGCUGCAAACCCAGACACAGUGCAGUCAAAACUCUGCUGGUUCUGCCUUGUUAAUCCUAAAUUUAUAAUGCUCCAUUUCUCCUCUUAAGUGAAAAAAAGAAAUGGAUAAUUCUGCUACGUGGAAAAAGAAGUCCCACUGAAAUCUUAGUUACAGAGGAUUACUGACUUCUAACACAUCUGCAAUUUUCUAACUAUCUGUAUGAAAAGAGCCCCAGGAAAUGUUUUUAACUGCAAAGAAUGAGAGGUAGGAAAAUAUUUUGGUAAAACCUCUGGGAAGCUAAAAUUAAUAAAGGCACAGGACUUAAACCUUUUUUUUUUUUUUAAAAGUUAUUAACUCCAUUCACUUUUAUGGAGUGACUUUAAGCUUUGAUCAAUAAACAUGAGAGGUGUAUCAAACAAAUGGGGAGAGUAUAUGCAACAGGGAAUAGUUAGACAAGAACUUGCAAAUACAUUAAGAAGAUGUCUCCUAGUUGGAUGGAAAUUAAAAAGAAAGGGAGCUGAGAAAGCAAUUUGCAUAAAAUGGCUUGCAGUUCUUUAUGUAAUGUUUUAUGUUCAGGAAAAAAAUUAUCAUGAGUCUUUUCACUAUGUUUAUUAUACCUAAUAAAUGAUGGUACCUGUGUAUUGUUUCAAAA
Molecule: messenger RNA, 2466 nt
Organism: Calidris pugnax (ruff)
Lineage: Eukaryota; Metazoa; Chordata; Aves; Charadriiformes; Scolopacidae
Product: p53 apoptosis effector related to PMP-22-like
Exons: 4
Coding region: 135-704 (189 amino acids)
Biological process (GO): cell-cell adhesion
Cellular component (GO): membrane; cell-cell junction
Source: RefSeq, a predicted model, not a curated record